AUGGAAACACUACUCGCUUAUCGGCGGCGUCCCUGGCCGAGCAGUGUUACCAGCUGUACAGUACUAGCAAUCCUUACAGUCGCUUUUUCCUUCACUCUUUUCUUCACAUACAGUUUUUUAUGGAUCGUUGCGCAGUGUGUGACUGUAGCAAGCGGAUAUUAUCUAACAACUUACUUGCUGAAUCACUCACAAGGCGAAUUUUUAUGGAAUUUUUUCGAGUCACUACUUGGUGAGAAGCUCUCUCUGGAGGAUGGCGCCGCUGCUGGGAGUAAUGCAAAAGGGGAAACACCGUCUAAAGUUCGUAAUUUGCCAUGGAAAGGUUUGUAUGUGCCAGAAUCGGUGAAUAAAUCGCUUGUGGAGCUAAUUGAACAGCUUAUCGAUAACUAUGUGAAUAGCUGGUACAAGUCGAAGAUAAGUGAUGAUGAUGCAUUCGUCAAUGAAGUCAGGUACCAAAUACGAUUUGCAAUUGCGAUGUUCUAUCAGCGGAUCCAGAAGAUCGACUUAUCGUCACUGGUUCUUUUCCAGGCAGUACCUUUGGCAGCAAUUCAUUGGGAAAGAGUAUCGCGCCUUUACGAUUCUGUUGACAAAAAAGUUUAUCCGCCUCAGAUGGUGGAAACAAAAAUUUUGGAAGGCAUGCAAGAUGUUCAUUUUGCCUUGGGCUCACGGCAGAACGAGAUCGAUUAUCUGCGGCAACUGGCCGACCUUGCUGUUGCACAGUUGGUUGAUGAAAGUCGUAUAGCGGGUCGUGCAACUGACGACGAUUCCCCGUUUCAUCAGGCCCCUGCUGCUGCCGCCAUCGCUAAUCAUUCGGUAAUUUGUCAUAUUUUCUAUACUAUUCAUCGUCUUUGA
Molecule: messenger RNA, 849 nt
Organism: Gongylonema pulchrum
Lineage: Eukaryota; Metazoa; Nematoda; Chromadorea; Rhabditida; Gongylonematidae
Source: the annotation of a GenBank genome assembly